Prunus armeniaca (apricot) is the source of this 1176-nucleotide messenger RNA. The record is from the annotation of a GenBank genome assembly. Lineage: Eukaryota; Viridiplantae; Streptophyta; Magnoliopsida; Rosales; Rosaceae.
AUGAGCAGAGCUCCUCUGGUGUCCACCCAUCUUCCCGGAGAAGACCUCAUCAUCUAUCUCUCGGUCUUAGCAUCGGCCCUGAGUUCCGUGCUCAUCCGUCGACCGAACUGCAUUGAGCUCCCCAUCUUUUGUAUGAGCCAUGCAUUGCAGGACGCAAAGCAACGGUACCCCCAACUUGAACAGUUGGCCUACGCUCUCGUCCUCUCUGCGCGCAGACUACGGCCCUACUUUCAGGCUCACAACAUCGAUGUAUUGACCAAUCAACCCCUGCGGCAGGUCUUGCAGAAGCCAGAGACAUCAGGACGACUGAUCAAAUGGGCCAUCGAGCUUGGCGAGUUCGACAUCAGGUAUCACCCUCGGCCUUUGGAAAAAGGACAUGCCGUGGCUGAUUUCAUCUUAGAAUUCACACUUCCAACCAACGACGGACGACCAAUCGACCCUGUCACGGCACCACCUUCAGCAUUUGCAGAUCCGCCUUCAGCUGACAAUACAUUUGAUCAAAAAAGCCCUCACUGGACAUUAUACGUGGACGGCUCAUCCAAUCGACAGGGCAGAGGAGCAAGCCUAGUCCUCAAGACACCGGACGACACCACGAUCGAAUGUGCUAUAUGUUUCCAAUUUCGUGCUUCCAACAACGAGGCCGAAUAUGAGGCGCUUCUAGCAGGCCUUCGGCUUGCCCAAAACGAGGGUGCCGAAUGGCUGAUGAUAUACAGCGACUCCCAACUCGUCAUCAACCAGGUAAUCAUCGAAUUUGCAGCAAAGGACGAAUCAAUGGCUGCCUAUCUUGCACAGACCCGCCGAUUGCUCAAACGGUUCAAAACCUACUACAUCUGCCAAGUCCCCAGAUCUGAGAACAGCCACGCCGAUGCUCUCUCUAGACUCGCUUCGGCAAUUGACGACUGUGCCGGACGCCACGUCCCCAUAGAAGUUCUCACUCGGCGGAGCACGACUGAAGCCGAUGUCAACACCAUUCGUCGGGAUCCUAUUGGAUGGACCCGAUCCAUGCCCACCUCACCGACGGCAUCCUACCAACUGACAAAGCCGAAGCCAAGGCAGUACGACGACGAUCGGUGCAGCCACUCCCUGCCAUUGCUGAGAUGUGUUACACCACAACAAGGAGACUACAUCUUGCAUGAGAUACACGAAGGCGCGUGUGGUGACCACUCGGGAUCCUGA